CGUUGGUAAUUACCUCAAAUCACCAAGCGACGCGUGUCCCGUUCUACGUGGUUUAGCCAAUCGCCGUGAAGGCUGUGACUCCGUGACGUCAGGGUCGGGGACCUUAUCAUGAAUUUGCUAAAUAUAUAAACGUCAAAAAAACAUAGCUCCUUUUGUGAAAGAGAAAUAGGGGCGAGAGUUUGAACUUGCAACUCGCCUUGGCUGAGAGAAUUGUGAGAAGGAAGGGGAAAAGCCUGCAAGGAAAAGUAAUCACCUGCGACGCUCUCAACUACCGGAUCGGAUCUACCCGUAACCAUGACGACUUCAAGGCGUUUGGCUGAUAGGAAGGUGGAGAAGUUUGAGAAGAACAUAACAAAGAGAGGGGCGGUUCCUGAGACAACCGCCAAGAAGGGCAAGGAUUAUCCUGUUGGCCCUAUUCUCCUUGGAUUCUUCGUCUUUGUUGUCAUUGGCUCAUCGCUGUUUCAGAUAAUCAGGACUGCUACAAGCGGAGGCAUGGCCUAAUUGAAGAUUAGCCUGCUGCUGAUGCUUCUAAGUUGUGAGAGAUGGCAUCAGACUGCAUCAACCAAUCAGUCGUGUUAUUUACCGUUGUUUUGUUAGCCAGUAGGAAACUGAUGAUAUACAAUGUGAUGUAGUACUAAAACAAGUGGUGUUUCUAUCCUGUGAAGUUAAAAGAAGUUUGAAUAAAGGAACCCCUUCCUCUGCUUCACUUA
Molecule: messenger RNA, 710 nt
Organism: Prunus persica (peach)
Lineage: Eukaryota; Viridiplantae; Streptophyta; Magnoliopsida; Rosales; Rosaceae
Product: stress-associated endoplasmic reticulum protein 2
Exons: 3
Coding region: 295-501 (68 amino acids)
Biological process (GO): endoplasmic reticulum unfolded protein response
Cellular component (GO): endoplasmic reticulum
Source: RefSeq, a predicted model, not a curated record